Melitaea cinxia (Glanville fritillary) is the source of this 840-nucleotide messenger RNA. RefSeq lists its product as uncharacterized. NCBI's taxonomy places the organism in Eukaryota, Metazoa, Arthropoda, Insecta, Lepidoptera, Nymphalidae. The transcript has a single exon. The record is from RefSeq and is a predicted model, not a curated record. Bases 1 to 840 code for a protein of 279 amino acids.
AUGAGUUUUAACAAAGAAAGUGCAGGUGAUUCGAAAAACUCAGCGCGCGGGUUGUCGGACUUAUCUGGUGAAUCGUGCCGCGUUGGAGUGCGUAUACCUCCUUUUUGGCCUCAAGAACCAGCAUUAUGGUUUGCUCAAGUCGAGGGACAAUUUGCUUUAGCGAAUAUAACGAACGAUGUCACUAAGUUUUACUACGUAACAUCACACUUAGAUCACAUCUACGCUUCGGAAGUGAAGGAUAUAAUUAUCGCUCCACCCGAAACAAAUAAAUAUGAAAAGUUAAAGACCGAAUUAACAAAAAGAUUAUCCGCAUCUCGGGAAAAGGAAGUGCAGCAACUAUUGAUGCAUGAGGAACUAGGCGAUCGUAAACCGUCUCAGUUUUUACGACAUUUACAACAUCUGGCCGGACCUAAUAUACCGGAAGAUUUCCUCAAGACUAUAUGGACCAGCCGCUUGCCUAAUAGCAUUCAGGCAGUCCUAGCAGCACAGCCAACCACUCCUUUAGCGACACUAGCGGAAGUAGCUGAUCGAGUAAAUGAUAUUGUUCCUUCCUCUCCAGCUGUUGCGAGUGCUUCGAUGUCAACUCAAAACACACUCGAUCAAAUGGCAAAAAUGAUUGCGGACCUCACGAAGCAAGUACAGGCUUUAAAGGUUCAACAGUCAAGACGGCCACGAUCCAUGUCUAGGGGAAGAGACAGACGUAAGCGCAGUUCCAGCAGAACACACUCCUCUCACGAGAGAUAUCCUUACUGUUGGUAUCACAAGAUACAUGGUUCUCGAGCAAGGAGGUGUGUUAAGCCUUGCGAUUUCGCCUCGGGAAAUGCUCCGGACAGUCGCUAA